AUGCACAUCAAAGUUUGCCUCAGCGGGCUUGCUGUCUUCGCGGCAGCUCCAAGCGUCCUGGCCAGAUUUCUGGCAGGGCUGCCCCAAGAAACUCCUCCGGCUCACGCGAUGCUCGAAGAGAGACAGGCGACAGUCACUCAGCAGCCGACGGCAAGCACGCUCUCGCCCGACCCUUGGGAGUGUAUCACGGAGAACAUCACCCAGUAUUUCGACCCGCCUAAGCCUUCCGGCUCGGUUCUGAGCGAGAUCAACUCGUACGGCGACAAGAUCAUCGAACCUUGCAUGGCUACAGCCACUGGCUUGGACCAGUUCUACUGCACAGUCUCGGAUCCGCAGUCUUGGUGCGGAUUUUCGACUGCUGCUCCCCAGGCUGUGAUGAGCAGCUAUCUGGCCUUUGUCUCGCAGGCUGUCUCCUUCUAUACAGAGAAGAGCUCAAAGAUGUCCAUCUUGUCUACCAGCUGCGCCAGUGCCUGGGCCAGGUUCGAUCCAGCCGAGCGGGAGUGGGUGAAGAUUGCCACAGCGCACGCCUCGUGCUACCUCGCAAACCAUUCAAACGCUGGAAGUACGACAGCAGUGGCUACGGCAUCCUCAAAUGCGACAUCUUCUUCGUCUACGUCAACUUCCAGCAAGGCGCCAGCUACCACCAACGGAGCAGUCGCGCGCGGUCUCGAGGCUUUUGCGAUUGUGAGCACGGGACUUGCUGUUUUUGUCAACGCGGCAUGA
Thyridium curvatum is the source of this 723-nucleotide messenger RNA. RefSeq lists its product as uncharacterized. Bases 1 to 723 code for a protein of 240 amino acids. The transcript has a single exon. Lineage: Eukaryota; Fungi; Ascomycota; Sordariomycetes; Thyridiales; Thyridiaceae. The record is from RefSeq and is a predicted model, not a curated record.